CAAUAAAUUUAGAAUCCAAGAAGAGCAGCUAGCAGCAAGAUCGAAAUGGAGAUCAGCAAGUUAAUUUUGGUUUCACUUACAUUGAUUUGGUGUAUAGGGGGGAUUGUUGAGGGUUUCACAUAUGAUGACAAAGAGGUUGAGACAGAGGAGGGAAAGUCGGCUAUGUUUGAAAGGUGGAGGAGCCACCACAAUAUGCAGGGUAUGCGCGACAAAGACAAAAAGAAGCAGUACGAAGCGUUCAAGGCUAACCUGGACAUUGUUCACUCGACAAAUAAGGCAAAGAAGCCAUAUAAGUUACAGAUGAACAAGUUUGCAGGGAUGACUAAGGCCGAGUUUCAGAGCAAGUAUACUGGAUUGAAGGCUUCUCCAAAGAUCCGGCCAGGAAUGAAGUCUGUCGUCAGCGAGGCGGAGUGGCCGCAUCCUUUCAAGUAUCGUAAUUUCACUGAUGUCCCACCGGCUAUUGACUGGAGAGCCCAAGGUGUCGUCACCCCUGUCGUGAAUCAAGGAGGAUGUGGAAGUUGCUAUGCGUUUGCAACAGCAGAUACAAUUGCAUCGUUACACGCGAUCAGAACAAAGCAACUAAUAGAAUUAUCACCUAAAGAAAUUCUCGACUGUUGUAAUUGUGGCGGAUGUGAGGGAGGGAAAAUGCACGAUGCCUUCUUGUACGUUGCAAACAAUAAAGGUCUAACAACAGCCAAGAACUAUCCUUACAAGCCUGUGGCUGAGACUUGCAACGUUAAAAAGGAGCAGGAUGUUGCGGUAGAAAUUCAUGGAUAUGAGCGGGUGCCAUUUAAUUCUGAGCCGGCUCUUAUGGCAUCAGUUGCGAACCAGCCUGUACAAGCUUCAAUUGAAUGUGAAGAACCUUUUAUGUUGUAUAAAGAGGGAGUUAUGACCGCACCCACUGGAACGAAAACUGGGCAUGCAGUUGUACUUGUUGGAUACGAUACGGAUCCUGAUGGAACCAAAUACUGGAUAGCGAAGAACUCUUGGGGAACAGAUUGGGGAGAGCAAGGAUACGUCAGACUCCUUCGUGGAGUUCCUGAGAAAGAGGGGUACAGUGGGGUAAAUACGAAACCUCGCUUUCCUACCAGGGAAGAAGCUGGUCAAGAUGAUACAGGACGCGGCGACCCUGUGGUUCAUAUGAGUAGAGACCUCUAGAGGAACCACAACAUACUCUACUUAUUAAUCUCCCUUCUGGCAGGAUGCGAGGUUUAUGCGCCUGGAUUUGUUUCUCAAGAACUCAACUGACAGUCUGACAUGUUUCAGCUGUCUUAACAGUUUAUUUUUAUUUUUCUACGAAUUUGUUUUUUGUCCUAGUUUUUUUUUCUUUGUAAUGAAAACUAAAAAAUC
Messenger RNA from Lactuca virosa, 1350 nucleotides. Lineage: Eukaryota; Viridiplantae; Streptophyta; Magnoliopsida; Asterales; Asteraceae. The record is from the annotation of a GenBank genome assembly.